GAGACAGACCGAAGCCAGCAGAAGCAGCAGCAGGAACGAGAAUGCGGCAGAACCCAGCACAGCAGAACGGAACAGCGUGCCACAGAGGAACCUAAACUGGGAUGGGAAACGGAGCUGAACCUCUGCAGGAACUUUAGGCCUCAGUGAAUCUCAGAAGGAUCUCAAGUGCCCCAUAAAGGUUCAGAGAUGUCCCCAUCCUGAGUCCUGAACAGACCUCCUGGUGUCACUCGUUACUCGGCACAAAAAAAGGUUUCUCCCUUCCUCCCCCACCUCCCCCAGCUCCAUCAUGCCCAUCCUCAAAAACCUCCCAGUGCGUCUGAAAGGCGGCGGUCCAACUCUAGACAACGCACUAUUUAUCCGCAGGAUGAGUCUCAAUAUCACGCCCCGCCAUCAUAACCCCUUUGACAAUGACGAUGACAGUAUCCAUGGCAAUGGGGGCCAUGGCAACCACUGGUCACCCGGCAGCUCUCUCCUGGACGGUGAUGUGCCGAGGGACCGCAACCCAUUUGAGGAUGAGGAGGACGAGAAUGAGGCCAAUGAGGGUAAAAAAGGAAGUGGGGGAGGUUCGGUGAAGGGUUCGUUCAAGUUCAAGUCCCCACUGAAGAGCCUCGGAAAGCUGGGAAAGAACCUGAGACUGUCAGGAAGGAGUUCUACACUCUCCCCAGAAGGGUCACUCCAAGGAUCGCCCUCACCUUCACCUUCCCAGAAGAAGAAGAGGGGAAGGAGGAGUUCUGAAGGAAGUCUGCUCAGGUUUGCAGGAAAAUAUCGUGACACCCUCAGCUCCCGUAAGGAGUCAUCUGUCAACGGCGAGCUGAACUGUUCAGAAAGUGAGUGCGACUCAACCAGCCGCCGUGUGUCCUUCAUGAGGAUGGUGGGUCUGGGGAAGACGAAGAAGGAGUCCAUGACUGACCAAUCAUCCCAGGGCCCCGAGGAUCAGUCGAUGCUGGUGGAGGAGGUUAAACCCAGAGAGCCGCUCUCAGUCCUGGAGAUCCUGCAGCUGGUCAAAAAGCGAGACCUGCUCCUGGCUGACACCCACAUCCUGGAGCUGGAGCAGGAGUGCAAUGACCGCGCUGCCGCAACGCAGCUGGAGGACUCGACCAGCCCGAGCAUCAAAGAUGGCGGUCGAAGGAAGGCGAAGGAUGUGGAGCUGCUGUACGAGGAACUACAGAAGGAGCUCUGGGCUGUGGUCAGGGAGUCCCUGAAGUCCCCAACAGCCGGGCCCAACCUGGGUCUGGUGGUUCAGGUGCUCCAGCAGGAGGAGCAAGUUGACAAGGACUGGGCAGUCAGCGAGGGGGCGGCCCCCGGUGGCCCGAGGCCUCGCCGCCUGAAGCAGAGGUGGAAGGAGGCGGUGGAGGAGGCAGCUGACGACUCCCUGCCUCAGACGGCCGAAUUCACAGCUGGAGGGCUGGACAAAUACCUGGACCGGCUCCGAACCCUGGCAGUGGAGGACCUGGGGGCUGCCAAGAGGAACGUGGUGUCCAUCUAUCCUGAAGAGUACCAGCCCUUCCAGGUGUACGUACAGAGCUACCACCAGGCAGUUGCAAGGCGUCUGAAGGCCGUCACUGACAACCAGUUGGAGAUCACGGACAUCUACUCGCUGCUGGACUGGCUGUACAACAUAUACAACAGAGACGUUCUGGGGACUGUGUGCAUCACAAGUCCAUUCAACCACUCUGAGCUUAGUCCUCUGCUGCCUUCAGAGACCAUCGACAGACUGGAGUUAGACUGUCUCAACUCUGUCCGGGCUAAAGUGACCACAGAGCUGAGUCAGGUCCUGGAAGAGGAGGAGAAGAGAUGGAUGGAGACGCUGCACAUCGAGGAGUACCAGAUUACUCUGGCCAAGACCGUCAUAGAGAGGCUGCAGGUUGAUCUGGAGCGUUCUGCCUCCAUCAACAGGAGUUUGGGCUCCAGAGUGGCGCAGUGCAGCAUCAACGGGCUCGCUGACUUCCUGUACAGCUUCCAGCGGAAAGCUGAGAUGUUCCAUGAAGGGAUGCAGGCUGGCAUGUUCGGAGACAACCAGGAUGGAUACGUGUCCAGAACUAUCGCCCUGGUCAACUGCUGCCCCCCAUUCAGGGGCUUCGUGCAGCGGUGUGUUCAGUGUGACCCGUCAGUCAGUGAAGACUCUCUGCGGCGAGCCAACAAGUCUCUGGAUCACAUCGUCCAGCAGGGAGUCAGAGUGCUGUCUGACCGCCUCUACCUGCACAUCAGGCCAUUUUUCGAGCGUCUGGUGAAGAGGAAGUGGCUGACCAACGCGGAGCCGUACGAGCAGAUCGAGGCUCUGAUCAAAGAGGAAUUCAAGAAGUACAGCAGGAUGGACAGUCCUCCAUAUCAGCUGCUGGUGUCAGAGAUCCACCGGCGGGUGGUGACGGAGUACCUCCGCUCCGUCAUGAGGGGCAGAAUCAUCUGCACCUCGAUGAAGAUGAGGAAGAGGAUGGCCGGUCGGCUCGGAGACGAAGGCAGACAGAUCAAAGUCCUCUUCACAGACCUGGAGUCUUCGUCCGGCUGGCUCGACAGCGCUCUGUGUCACAUCUCAGAGAUCAUCCAGCUGGAGGACCUUCCCUCCAUCCAGAUGGAGGUCGGAGUCCUGGUCCGAGAGUUCCCAGACAUCAGGAAGAAGCACGUGUCAGCCAUUUUGAACAUCAGAGGGAUGACUCGGCAGGCGGAGCGUCAGGAGAUCCUCAACAUCGUCAAAGACAUCGAGACCAGUGACAGCGGCCCAGCGCCGCUCUCCCGGGACCGCGCCCUCUUCGCUGAGGUGCCGGUCACCUCCGAGGUUCACUGCCUGAACGUUGGCUUGAGCCGCAUCGCCCUCACCGCCUCUUCCUGCUUCACCACGCUGCGACCGCGCAGACGCAAAACCCGAGCGCCCGUCCAGGAAAACCCUGACGAUGUUCUCUGA
This is a messenger RNA of Archocentrus centrarchus (flier cichlid), 2899 nucleotides long. RefSeq names its product exocyst complex component 3-like 2b (gene exoc3l2b). The transcript has 15 exons. The record is from RefSeq and is a predicted model, not a curated record. Bases 287 to 2899 code for a protein of 870 amino acids. Gene Ontology annotation, molecular function: SNARE binding. Gene Ontology annotation, cellular component: exocyst. Gene Ontology annotation, biological process: exocyst localization; exocytosis. Lineage: Eukaryota; Metazoa; Chordata; Actinopteri; Cichliformes; Cichlidae.